UAGUUUAUGGCGGACAUGAUCGUAUUUUUGGUUAUAUUUGCGACGCGCGUACUUCGUGAUUUUCCCGCGAAUAACCAGUACAUCGUUCGAUGAAUAUCGCGGAGAAAGGAAUAUCCAGGCUUCGAUGAAAAAAUUGACUGCGUCGAAGGACAAUAUUGGCCGGAACUGCGUGCCAACGAUAUUAAUUAUAGCGGUGGCAGGUUCAUGAUCGAAAUCAGGCUUUUUAGUCAUAUACGAUUUCAGUUAUGAUUAUUCGACACAGUCGUUUUUGCGAGAUUUACGUCAUUAGAACGUGAAAUUCGAUGGAGAAAAAAAGUGCCCCGUUUCUGUCGAACGGUCAGUGAAACUGCGUGUCCCUGUGCAACUCUCGUUCUGUAACCUUUUUUUGCCAGGUGCCAGUUCUCUUUUCGUGGUUAAUUUGUUAGAUUCGAAGUUCGCGAUCGAGAGAAAUUAAGCAAUUUCUAUUUAGUUUCACUUUGUUUUCGACGCAAUUCGUUCUCAAUGACAAUUGGUACUGUUAUAACCUUUAUUGUAUAGGUUACUUUCACCCGGUUGCUCAGUUUGUUGAUUUUCUUGGUUUCGUACCUGUUGCUGUUAGUCAUACUCCAGAGCCUUGUCGUUUACAAUAAUUGUAGAUCCAAUGAAAAUUCGUAAAUAUUGUAAACGGAUCAAACGGGGCCGUUCAAAUGACAGGUUAUUGCGUGCACUGAAGCGUGAAUCGAGAUUAGUUCAUAUUAAGAAUCGAUAUUAUUAAUGUCGCUACUUGAAGAAUUCGCAGCUGAGGACAAGAGUUUCCAGAGAUUGGAUGCUCUGGACACUAAAAAGUGGGUCGACUCGUCUAGGAAUAACCAAGCUAGCUAUGAUCCAUCACAGAAGAAGACCAGCAUUUAUGUCAUGGAAAUGGAAGAGAAGAAGAAGAGCGUGCAGGAAUUCCAAGACGAUUAUGACCCCUACGACCAUAGAGUAGUAACACAUCCAACAACGUUCGCGGAGACGUUGCUCCAUUUGCUAAAAGGCAGUUUAGGAACUGGAAUUCUCGCGAUGCCGAGUGCUUUCCAUAAUUCCGGAUAUGCAGUUGGUACAGUAGCGACAAUAAUUAUUGGCAUGUUCUGUACUUACUGCAUGCGAAUACUCGUCAAUUCGGAAUACGAGUUGUGUAAAAGGAAGAAGGUACCAUCGUUGUCGUAUCAUGGCACUGCCGAGGCUGCGCUGUCGGUUGGUCCUGUACCCUUGAGGCGAUUUGCUAAACCAUCAAUCCACGUGAUAAACGUAUUCCUAUUGGUGUACCAGCUAGGAACUUGCUGCGUCUACACCGUGUUCAUUGGCACGAAUUUGGAAAAGGCGCUGAACGACUACUUACCCAAUAUGGACGUCAGAUUGUACAUGGUGGCCAUUUUGGUGCCACUGAUCCUCGUUAACUGGAUCAGGAAUCUGAAGUUUUUAGCGCCAUGCUCAACUAUUGCCAAUUUCAUCACGCUCGCCAGCUUUAGCAUAAUACUGUACUAUAUCUUCAGGGAACCAUUAUCCUUAGAAGAUCGGGAACCGAUCGGUCACGUGACCAACUUCCCACUUUACUUUGGUACUGUACUCUUCGCCCUGGAAGCUAUAGGAGUGGUUAUGCCACUGGAGAACGAGAUGAAGAAACCGAAGAAGUUCAUGAGUCUCUUCGGUGUUCUGAACGUAGGAAUGAGUACCAUCGUCGUUUUGUACACAGUGAUUGGUCUUUUCGGAUACAUUCGUUACGGAAGUGAAGUAGGUGGUAGCAUAACGUUAAAGUUAGGGGAACACGAAAUAUUAGGACAGUCCGUCCAGCUUCUGUUGUCUCUGGCCAUCUUCUUUACGCAUCCGAUUCAAUGCUACGUUGCCAUCGACAUCGUUUGGAACGAGUAUAUUGCACCGAAGUUGGAGAAAAACUCGCGCAAACUUUUGUGGGAGUACGUCUUGAGGACCUCCAUUGUUCUUAGUACAUUUCUAUUGGCCAUAGUGAUUCCGGAGUUGGAACUUUUUAUAUCGUUAUUUGGCGCUCUGUGUUUAUCCGGCUUGGGUCUGAUAUUUCCCGCCAUAAUUCAAAUCUGCACAUUCUGGGGCGUGAGCACCCGCACCGAGAGAGCCAUAAUGUUAGCCAAGAACAUGUCCUUGAUCCUAUUCGGAUUGCUAGGCCUAAUAGUGGGAACGUACACGAGUCUCCGCAACAUCGUCAGGAAAUUCUCUUGAAUCGAAAGGACGAUUUAAAUAAGGAGACAAUGAAGAGUGGUGGCAAGAAGAGUUUGAGGAAGAGGAAGGAAGGAUCGCUCUCUAAGAGCAGAAUCAUGAGAUAGCGACGUAGAUGUAGCCGAUCGAUCGUUCGAACGAUCGAUCCUGGUUGGACGAGGAUCUUCUUGUUUACCGUGGAUGUAUUUUAUAAAUACGCUUGAAUCACCUUAGUACGAGACUGAGUGAAUCAUUUGCAGUGCGAAUGAGGAGCACGAGAAAAAAGGAAAGGAAAGAACGAGCCAAUCGCGUCCAACUGUUAGAUAAAACGCUCGUGGAUAUCGUGUUCCGUUGUGCAACAUUUGUCACGGAAUCACGUUAAGAUUCUUUGUUUCCUUUUUUUCUGACAUGGAACUGUUUUUAUCGUUUGUUUACGCCCGUGCUUUUCAAAUGUCACGGACGAGAAGUGUUUUCAUUGGAAAGAACGCGUGAUAUUUUGAUAUAAUUGGUUAAAGAAUUCACGAAUAAAUCUAUUUAUGGAACCGAGAA
Megachile rotundata (alfalfa leafcutting bee) is the source of this 2739-nucleotide messenger RNA. Its product is annotated as proton-coupled amino acid transporter-like protein acs. Gene Ontology annotation, cellular component: vacuolar membrane. The record is from RefSeq and is a predicted model, not a curated record. Gene Ontology annotation, molecular function: L-amino acid transmembrane transporter activity. NCBI's taxonomy places the organism in Eukaryota, Metazoa, Arthropoda, Insecta, Hymenoptera, Megachilidae. Gene Ontology annotation, biological process: amino acid transmembrane transport.